Molecule: messenger RNA, 1766 nt
Organism: Lolium rigidum
Lineage: Eukaryota; Viridiplantae; Streptophyta; Magnoliopsida; Poales; Poaceae
Product: putative kinase-like protein TMKL1
Exons: 2
Coding region: 229-1473 (414 amino acids)
Biological process (GO): protein phosphorylation
Molecular function (GO): ATP binding; protein kinase activity
Source: RefSeq, a predicted model, not a curated record
CUCACCAAAGCUUCCUCCCCAGUCCUCCCUCCACCCUUCCUUUCUUCCUCCCGGCGUCCCCGGUUUCCUCCACGGCUCCACCACCCAAAGGGAGGAGCAAAGCACGUCAAAGCAACGAGCUUUGCCUCGAUUCCCGGCCGAACCCCACCACCAUUACUUUCACCUUUCCGUUUAUUCUCCAAGAGCAGCAGGGCGCAGAGCUCGCAGACACACACACGCACCACGUACAUGGCGCCGGCGGCGGCGGACGGAGCCCCGGACGAGCCGGUGCACAAGGGCCGGACCAACACCAUCCUGCUCCCCAUCCUCGGCGUCCUCUUCGCCUACCUGCUCUACCGCUACCUCCUGCCGCGCCUCCGCGGCCUCCGCCUCCAAGACCGCCUCCCGUUCCGCCUCCCGGUCCCGGCCUGCCUCCGCCGCCGCAGCGACGGCGCUACCCGAGGCGCCCUGCUGCCAUACUUCGCGCCGAUCGCCGACCGGCUCGGCGCGCUGCAGCCGUACCUCGGCCCCAUCGCCGAGCGGCUCGGGGUGGUCCCGGUCCCCCACGGCGCCGGGCACGCGGACGCGCUCGUCAAGUUCCCCGGCGGCGAGGCGCUCACGGUGGCCGCCAUCCUCGAGGCGCCCGGCGAGGUGGUCGCCAAGUCCUCGCACAGCACCGUCUACCGCGCCGCCAUGCGCUCCGGGGAGGCCGCCGUGCUGCUCCGCUUCGUGCGCCCCGCCUGCGCCGUCGGGCCGGACGAGGCCACCGCCGCGGCGCGCCGGAUCGGCGCGGUCACCCACCCCAACAUCGUGCCGCUCCGCGCAGUCUACGUCGGGCCCAGGGGCGAGAAGCUGCUCGUGCACCCCUUCUACGCCGCCGGCUCGCUCCACCGCUUCCUGCAAGAGGGCAUCGCCGACUCUCAGAGGUGGAAGAUAAUCUGCAAGCUCUCCCUCUGCAUCGCCAAGGGGCUGGAUCACCUGCACACAGGGAUGGAGAAGCCGAUCGUCCACGGCAACCUCAAGACGAGCAACAUCCUGCUGGACGCCAGCAGCGAGUGCAGGAUAUCGGACCACGGCCUCUACCUUCUGCUGAACAUCGGCGGCGCCCACGAGAUGCUCGAGACGGCGGCGGCGCAGGGGUACAAGGCGCCGGAGCUGAUCAAGAUGAGGGACGCCACCAGGGAGAGCGACGUCUACAGCUUCGGGGUGGUCCUGCUCGAGAUGCUCGCGCAGAAGGACUCGGCGAAGAACGACGGCGACGGCGCGCCGAGCUCCCGCGACAUCUUCCUACCAGCGUCGUUUAAGAAUUUGGUGCUGGAGAGGAAGAUCUCCGACGCGUUCAGCUCGGACCUCGUCAGGCAGAGCAGGAAGGCCGGGAACGAGAAGAAGCUGAAUGCGUUCUUUGAGUUGGCAACGGCAUGCUGUAGCCCUUCGCCGUCGCUGAGACCCAACACCAAGGAGAUAAUCAGAAGGCUGGAGGAGAUAGCGAAGUAGAUCAGUGUGGGUAGGCUUCGUUCAGCAGAUCAACAUUGCGGUAUAGCAGUGUGUACGAUGGUGGGAGUGAUGCAUCCAGCCGUUAGACCAGACAAGGCUGAAGGAGCAACUGAAGUUCAUCUGGAAUAUGUAUAGUCUUCAUAGAGUGUGUAAACGCAGAGGAGAUCAUCAUCGCAGCAUAUGACAGGGAUUCCUCCAAGUUCGUAGUAUUCUCGUCGUGCUUUGCUUAAAACCGAUUAUGUACAAAAUGUUCAGAAAGUGAGAAAGGCUUCUGCUGCAUCUUCACGCUUCAA